Messenger RNA from Microdochium trichocladiopsis, 998 nucleotides. Its product is annotated as class I glutamine amidotransferase-like protein. The record is from RefSeq and is a predicted model, not a curated record. Gene Ontology annotation, cellular component: nucleus; cytosol. The transcript has 3 exons. Bases 303 to 998 code for a protein of 231 amino acids. NCBI's taxonomy places the organism in Eukaryota, Fungi, Ascomycota, Sordariomycetes, Xylariales, Microdochiaceae.
GGGUCUGCCGGCCGCGCCUGCUCCAACUGAUAAGUAAUGUGUCGGGACCGCGCGGUCCGCGCGGUGCGCGCAAAGGCCCACCCAGCUCAGACAUCGCUCUAGGUAGCCUGGUUCAUGAUUCGACACCCCGAGCAAUCGAUAAUUCUGAUCCGAUGGCGGCCGGCUCCCUAAACCCAUCCUCUGCGGCUGCCGCCGACUAUCGCGAGCACGCCAAAACGUAAAACCCAGCGACCCAGCCAUUCAGGAGUAGCAGUCCUCGUUGCCUGUGACCCAAUUUCCAUCACUCGCAACCUCUGCCCACCAUGAAGGUCCUCCUAGUACAGUGCUACACAACCGAUAAGCCAUGGGGCGACAUGAUGGUGCAGAGCUUCGCCGAUAACAUCCAGCGAACCAUGCCAUCUGCCCAGAUGGACAUAGUCAAGGCCGAGGCCGGCGAGGUGCUGCCCGACCCUUCACCGUACGACCUAGUAAUCAUGAGUGGCGGCACGUUCAAUCUUGUCGACGACAAGCCUCUACCCUGGGUCGAAUCAGCCAUCGAUUAUGUCCGGGCAAUAGCCAAAAAGGACGUUGGGCCCAAGCUGCUGGGCCUCUGCUGGGGCCACCAGGUAUCACAGAUGGCACUUGGAGCAACGUGGAGGAGGUCUGACAUUCGACCGCAGAUCGGCGUGGAGAAGGUGGUCCUAUUGCCAGAAGGCAAGAGUUUCUUUGCUGGCCAUGAUGAACUGAACCUUCACAAGUUCCACAGACGUGCGGUCGAGACGUGCAGGCCCGACUUUACGCCCCUGGCCAAAGACCACGAGAUUCUCAUGGCCACCAACGGCCGCAUCCUCAGCUUCCAGGGCCACCCGGAGCUGCAUUUUGCCAUGGCGCAGGACUUGGUUCAGAACGCGCCGACUUACAAGGACCUGGAAACUGGCUUUGCCAUUGACCCCAUCGACGCGAAGCACGACGGGGAAGCUGUGUGGGGCCGUAUCAUGGAAUGGGUGGGUAAGCCUUGA